AUGCAAAGCUUGCCUGAUGGACAAAAUCGUGAAGGUCAGGGCUAUGACACAGUUUAUGUUGGAGAGUCCGAAAAGAAGCGUUUUUUAGUUCCGGUAUCCUAUCUGAAAGAGCCUUCAUUUCAAGAUAUGCUAAGCAAAGCAGAAGAGGAGUAUGGUUUUGAUCAUCCAAUGGGCAGUUUGACAAUUCCAUGCAGAGAAGAUACUUUUAUUUAUGUAACUUGUAGCUUGGCUAGAUCAUAAGAGAAUUCAAAUUAGUCUAA
Messenger RNA from Jatropha curcas, 260 nucleotides. NCBI's taxonomy places the organism in Eukaryota, Viridiplantae, Streptophyta, Magnoliopsida, Malpighiales, Euphorbiaceae. The record is from RefSeq and is a predicted model, not a curated record.